Wyeomyia smithii (pitcher-plant mosquito) is the source of this 3321-nucleotide messenger RNA. It is a transcript of the gene Prp5, whose product is annotated as probable ATP-dependent RNA helicase DDX46. Gene Ontology annotation, cellular component: nucleus. Lineage: Eukaryota; Metazoa; Arthropoda; Insecta; Diptera; Culicidae. Gene Ontology annotation, biological process: mRNA splicing, via spliceosome. The coding region runs from base 123 to 3224 and encodes 1033 amino acids. The transcript has 5 exons. Gene Ontology annotation, molecular function: RNA helicase activity; ATP binding; nucleic acid binding. The record is from RefSeq and is a predicted model, not a curated record.
CUUUCGAAGAGUGGUAACAGUCUGAUUACGUUUAUCGUAGUUUAUUUGAAAAACGUUUACCUGCAAAUUCAAUAACUUAUAGAACCUUCUGUAGCCUUUCAACAGUAUCUACACUGCAUACUAUGACGAGGCCUGGUGAAAAUGGUAGCAGCAGAGAUCGCCGGAGAUCUCGCAGCAGAUCGAACGAACCAGACCGCAAGAAAAAGCGGUCCCGCAGCCGUGACCGGGAUCGGGACCGCGAGCGGACGAAAACAUCGUUUCGCUUCAAACAAGUAACUCGACGGGAUCGUGAGAGGGAUCGUGACCGCGAACGGGAGCAAAGGGAUCGGGAGCGCGAUAAGGAGCUGGAAAAGGAACGCAACAAGGAAGCUGAAAGAAAGCGGGAACGAGAGAAGGAACGGGAAAAGCUUAGGGAACAUGCUACCAAAUAUGCGCAGAGCGUUAGCAGCAGCAGUGGAUUCCGGCAAUCGAAGUUUGAUCAAAAGCCGCCAGGUUUUGCGGAAAAAGAACCGGUCAAAAAACCUCCCAAAGAGGAACCAAAAGAAAAAGAGGAUACUUUCGAUUUGUCGGUUCCGAUGGAUAAAGAAGAGGAGCAACGACGACUGGAACAAGAAAUGACUAGACGACGAGAACGGAUAGAACGCUGGAGAGCUGAGCGAAAGCGGAAGGAGAUUGAAAUUAAGAAGCCGACAGUGGUGACUGGCCUCAAUAUUCCCAAGAAGUGGAGCUUAGAGGAUGACGAAGAAGAUGACGAAGACGACGAGAAAGAUAAAGCCGGUAAAGAUAAUGAAGAGGAAGACGAUGUUGAUCCUCUGGAUGCUUUUAUGAAAGAAGUUAACGAAGAAGUUCGUAAGGUAAAUAAGCUUCCUAAUGCUGCACCCAAGACAGAGGGUAAGGCUGCUGUUGCUUCAGGAGUAACAAUCAUUACUGGAGUGGCUAAAAAGAAUGCCGAAGCAGCCAAAAAAGGUGAACUAAUUGAACAAAACCAGGAUGGCCUUGAAUAUUCCUCAGAGGAAGAACAGGAAGACAUAAAAGACACAGCAGCUAACCUCGCCAACAAACAGAAAAAGGAACUGGCCAAAAUCGACCAUUCCGGAAUCAACUAUUUACCGUUCCGUAAGGCUUUUUACGUUGAAGUACCCGAAAUUGCGAAGAUGAAGCAAACCGAAGUGGAUGCAUAUAAAACAGAACUAGAAGGCAUUAAUGUAAAGGGAAAAGGCUGUCCUAAACCGAUUCGCACAUGGGCUCAUUGUGGAGUUUCCAAGAAAGAAUUCGACGUGCUUCGUAAGCUAGGGUUCGAUAAGCCAACGCCGAUUCAAUGCCAGGCUAUACCGGCGAUAAUGUCUGGUCGGGAUUUGAUUGGCAUUGCUAAAACCGGAAGUGGUAAAACAUUGGCCUUUAUUUUGCCUAUGUUUCGGCAUAUCUUAGAUCAACCACCGCUGGAGGAUGGAGAUGGUCCGAUUGCGAUCAUUAUGUCUCCAACACGUGAGCUCUGCAUGCAAAUCGGAAAAGACAUCAGAAAGUUCGCUAAAACUUUGAACCUGCGGCCAGUAUGCGUCUACGGUGGUACUGGUAUUUCCGAACAGAUUGCUGAACUAAAACGUGGUGCUGAGAUCAUUGUGUGCACCCCGGGACGGAUGAUUGAUAUGCUUGCGGCUAAUUCUGGUCGCGUAACGAACUUACGACGUGUUACCUAUGUUGUGCUAGACGAGGCUGAUCGUAUGUUUGACAUGGGCUUUGAGCCGCAAGUUAUGAGAAUCAUCGACAAUAUUCGACCGGAUAGGCAAACAGUGAUGUUUAGUGCCACAUUCCCUCGUCAAAUGGAAGCUCUGGCCAGGCGCAUCCUGAAGAAACCGAUUGAGAUUCAGGUGGGCGGGCGUUCAGUCGUCUGCAAGGAGGUCGAACAGCACGUGGUGGUACUGGAGGAAGAUGCGAAAUUUUUCAAGCUCUUGGAACUGCUGGGGCUGUAUCAGGAACUCGGAAGUAUUAUUGUUUUCGUGGACAAGCAAGAAAAUGCCGACAUUUUGCUGAAGGAUCUGAUGAAAGCUUCGUAUCCCUGUAUGAGUUUGCACGGUGGUAUUGAUCAGUUUGAUCGAGACUCAACAAUUAUCGAUUUUAAGCAGGGUCGUGUUAAGUUGCUCAUCGCAACGUCUGUGGCCGCGCGCGGAUUAGACGUCAAGCAGCUCAUUCUUGUGGUAAACUACGACUGUCCGAACCACUACGAGGAUUAUGUGCACAGAUGUGGACGCACCGGUCGAGCCGGUAACAAAGGCUUUGCAUGGACGUUCCUUACUCACGAGCAGGGGCGAUAUUCUGGCGACAUAAUACGCGCUCUAGAGCUGUCGGGUGAAACAGUACCAGAGGAUCUGCGUAAUUUGUGGGAAACGUAUAAAGCAGCUCAAGAAGCGGAAGGUAAAAAAGUUCAUACUGGAGGUGGAUUCAGCGGAAAGGGUUUCAAGUUUGAUGAGCAAGAAGCUGCCGCUGUUAGUGAGCGUAAAAAGCUGCAGAAAGCAGCUCUCGGUUUGCAAGAUUCUGACGACGAUGAUGAUCUGGAGCAGGAUAUUGAUCAGCACAUCGAGAGUAUGUUUGCCACUAAACGUAUUGUGAAGGAAGUGGAAGCACCGGUUAUUACACAAACAGUAGCGGCACCAGUUGCGGCAAACCCGAACUCAGACAAACUAGAACUGGCCAAAAGGCUUGCGUCGCGCAUUAAUUUGCAUAAAAAUUUGGGUGUUGAAGCAAAAGGUGCCACACAACAAGCAGCGGAAGCUAUUCUUAAGGGUGGAAGCGCUCAGCCGCUUAUUACUGCUAAAACCGUGGCGGAACAGCUCGCAGCUAAGCUCAACAGUAAACUCAAUUAUCAACCGAAAGACGAGGAUGAGGCUCCGAUCGAAUCGAACGAGACAGUUUUUCGGAAAUACGAAGAAGAGUUGGAAAUUAACGAUUUUCCGCAGCAAGCUCGAUGGAAAGUCACCUCGAAAGAAGCUCUCGCGCAAAUUUCCGAAUACUCCGAAGCAGGUCUUACCGUCCGUGGUACAUACGUUCCACCGGGCAAAACUCCACCUGAAGGCGAACGCAAACUUUAUUUGGCCAUCGAGAGCUGCUCGGAGCUUGCCGUUACGAAGGCCAAGCGUGAAAUAACGCGUCUGAUCAAGGAGGAACUGCUGAAGCUGCAGGCUUCCUCACAUCAUAUUAUCAACAAAUCUCGGUACAAAGUGCUGUAAUGGAGCGGCUAACUGCUUUUUAAUCUGCACUCAAGCGGGGUUGCUGAUGUGAAUGUUUGAUCACGUAAUUUGUCAAUAAAAAAGUUUUAGACAACAG